CAUAUUACAAUGAAAUGUUUUAUUAGGUUAAAGUUACAAGCGACCAUCAAAACAGAAAUGGAAAUUAAAAAGUCAAAGGAUACCUUUAAUUAUUUUACAAUCUAAAAGUAGACACAAAAACACGCUUGAUACACCAGAUUUGCAUUCUUUAGUCACAACUGCUUCAGUGUGAAAUCACAUGAGCAUGGUGAAGGGAUCCUUUCAUGUCCUGAUGUCAGAGCAGAGCGGCAUUAAACAGUCUCUGUGUUUCUAGCUUUUAAAAAAAAUGUUUUUAUGUCCAACCGUUUACACACUGCGCUUUAAAAUAACAAGUCACGCUGUAAAACUUGACGUUUUUAUUGAUGACUAAAAUCAGGUGCAACCAAUGAAACAAUGGGUAGAAAAUUAUAAUAUCACGAUGAUAAUAAUGAUUUCAGAAGGGGCGACGAGUUAGCAAAGCCCGCAUCAAAACGCCUCUCUUUACUCUAGUCUGUGAGUCGUAUCACUUAAUUAAUCAAUACAUAAUUAAAGACGGUGUACAAUAUUUUAGAAAAUUUUAGAAAGUAACUCAGUCAUAUCAACCAAAUUGUAACCACACUUCCGGUUACAAAAUUCCAAAAUAAAAUCGUUCACUACAUAUUUAGGUGUAGAGAAUGCAGUACAGGUUAUACAUAUGCGUUUCAGACAUUAAAAGAAAGACUACAACCUUACAUCCUUUUAUUCCAGAGCGUCUACGGAUGAACCCCCACUACACCGCGAAGGCUAUUAAAUCCGUGACACCUUAAUGCUUUUGCUUUGAAGGCAUAAUCAUCUUAUUUCCGGCGCAAACCUGUCACCUUUCACGCAUCUGCCAAACCUGUCCGGGAGAGCCAGCUUGAAUCCGAAAGCUACGUCCACUGAAUGCGUUACUCGUUACAGGCAGUCCCCAUCCGAAGCGGUGUUACAAUUCAAGUACAGCAGGUUUCAUUGUAGAAAUAAAUAAAUGUGUAUCUGUCUUUGACAGGCCGCUGUGGUAGAAACCGUCCGGUCUGUGAGUGCCGUCGUCGGCGCGUAGCCUCGGUGUGAGUGUGGAGAUAUGUGGCUCCGCUGCCCCUCGCGUGUGAUCCCUCCCCUCGCGCUGCUCACAAAAUGUGUGUGUGCAGCGCGCGGCUGCAAGCUCGAGUCGGGUUGGGCUACUGCUACUUUCAGGGCGCCUCGUAAAUAAAACAACUAAUCACACAUUUCCAAAAUAUUCAAGUCGAAAACGCAUAUAAGUUUAAUUUAAUACAUCUAUCGCACACGUACAGCAUGGUGUUGUUAGUGGCAUUGUUUUUUUUUUUAUUGUUUUAGAAAACCGAACAGAAGCUGUAGCCACAGAAUGAAGAAAAACACGUGACUUAAUGUUGCCCGGUGUUUAUCGAAGCUAUGCCAACAUGAUUAUAGCCACAGUGAGGAAAAAUGUAAUGUGAUUUAUUAUUAGAACAGAUAUAAACAUAAAUAACACAGAUACAAAAGCCAUAUAAAAAUAGAAAAAUCGCAGUUGUCAUAAACAGACAGCACCUGAAAGCAGCAUUGGCUAAGUCUAGUGUGUGUGUGUGUGUGUGUGUGUGUGUGUGUGUGUGUGUGCGCCCUCGCGCUCUGUUUGUGAGGCAGAGUUGCGUGCGAAGAGCUCGACAUGUCAUUCAGAGGAAUCCGCCACCUGAAACGCGAGGAAGUGAAGGCGACUCAAUUGGGUAUAAAGCAUCAGCCAACAUCUGCCCCGAGCAGUGCAAAGCUGAUGAAAACAUCAGCUCGGAGCUCCUAUCGGACCUCUCCGAAUUCUUUUAUUUCCCUUGGAUUUAUCAUUUGGCAUUACGGAGUCGGUGCAACCAGGGAGACGCAUCUCUUUUCUGCACUUAAAGUGAAUGUGACUCAACACAACAUCCAACAUUAUACUGGAAUUAACUGAUAUCCACCGAGAUUCUGGCGCACCUGUUACCUCCACGGAGCGCAAGAUCAUGAUCCCUCCGGGAGACUGCAUGUAUGCGGGCAGAAAGAGGAGGAAGCCCAUCCAAAAACAGAAGCCGUCUUCUUCCAGUGAGAAAACCAACCCGUCCAAGCGGCACAGAGACAGGCUGAAUGCUGAGCUGGACCGGCUGGCCAGCCUGCUGCCGUUCCCCCCGGAUGUCAUCUCCAAGCUAGACAAGCUGUCUGUGCUGCGUCUUGCAGUUUCCUACCUCCGCGUCAAGAGUUUCUUCCAAGGGAACCCAGAUAAGACCUCCAGGAAGCACAUUACCAGCACAUCUUCUUCUAACCCUGAACCCAGGAAAGAGAGCCUUGCACUGGGCACCGGUGUCAAUGAAAGCAGCCUCCUGCUGGAAUCUCUGACAGGCUUUGCCUUGGUGGUGAGCAGUGAUGGGAUGGUCUUUUAUGCCUCCUCAACCAUUGUGGACUAUCUGGGAUUUCAUCAGACUGACGUGAUGCAUCAGAAUGUGUUUGACUACAUCCACAUAGACGACCGCCAGGAGUUCAGACGCCAGCUCCACUGGGCUAUGUGUCCUCCGCAGCACCAGGGGACAUCAGCACACCAGGACAACCAGUUGGCAUCAGGCACUGGUGAUGACUUUGUAGUGAACAGCCUGUUCCAUUCUCCAGAGGCCGGGGGAAUUUCUCCUGAGCUCUCCUGCUUUCUCAACAGAUGUUUCAUUGCUCGAGUCCGAUGCCUCUUGGACAGCACCUCUGGAUUCUUGACUAUGCAGUUCCAGGGCCGACUGAAGUUCCUCCACGGUCAGAAAAAGAAGUCAGCCUCCGGGGCUCUUAUGCCUCCACAGCUGGCUCUAUUCUGCAUAGGUGUACCCCUCCUACUGCCCUCCAUCACAGAGAUGAAAAUGAAGAACAUGUUAAUGCGGGGAAAGAACAAAGGAGGAGGAGGAGGGAUUAUCUCUGCACUGGAGCAUGGUGAACGAGGGGAACACCUCCGGAGGCAUUCCUACAGUGGAGGAAUGGGUGACAUUGCAGACCCUCUCUUCCUCUCCUGUCCCACUCCUGGUGCUAACCAGCGAGGUCACCACACUCCUUGGACCCCGCUCUCCAAAGACAACCUCAAGUACCGCCCUGAUGGUUACUACAACCAGGAGGAGCCCCUCAACUACUGCAAGUCCUCCAUGGCUUCCCAUAAAGGUGUCAGCCCAGGCCUCGGCGGCGGCUGGCCUCUGCGGCCGAACUCAGGUCCCCUCAGAGCGGGCCAGGGUGUUGGCUACAUCCCCUCUAACCGCUUAAACAAGGCUGGUCAGUAUGGGAAGCCAUACCGUCUUUCCCCCAGCUGCAACAGUGGCAGGGGCGGCGAGGUGUUUGUCUCUAAGCUCUACGGGAAUGUACAGAUUCCCACAGAUCCAGAUGCCUAUUGUGUGGACCUGGUGAAGAACGAGAACGGCUACGGAGAAUGCUACGAUGGCCAUCUGAUGCCUGAGAUGCCACCCAUCAAGGUAGAGCACGACUCGGACUCUGAGAACGGCUGCGACCCCUACGGGCGACCCUGGGCUUGCCGCGACCCAGAGGCCAUUAACCGUCGCUAUGGUAACGGGGUAUAUGACCAGACCUCAGGCCUCCAUCUCAAAUCAGAGGCAGAUUACUAUGAUCCACAGUACUCACCCUGUCAGCGAGGGAAAGCAGGAAUCAGUCCACCGUACAACAACGGUAACUACCAGAACUAUGCAGUGAACAACAGCGGCAACACUCCAGGACGUGUGUUAAAAUGUGACAAAGACUUGGCCAAUAACAAUGACAACAGCCAGUUUAGUCCUCAGAGACUCUCCCACUCAGACUCUCUAUGCAGCAACCAGUCUAUAAACCUCAUGGACUCACACAUCUAUCCACAAGACCCUCACAAGGCGUACAUGCACCAGGACUACAACAAGCAUUAUGAGUUCAAAGGUCACGGCUUGAUCCAUUCGAUCAAGCGGGAGCCCAUGGACUCCCCACCAUGGUCAGAGAGUACUCAUGACAUAAGCCAGUCUAUGAUGGUUGGUCCUAGGAACGUUAUGCCAUGUGUGAUGAGCACAGGGCACCACAAGUCCAGUCCCUACAUUUAUAUGCCGUAAAAAUGACUGGUGCAAACACAUGAGCAGAUAAUAACCCAAACCCGCCCACCCCUCCCCGUGCCCUUCACACAAACAAUGAGUGUGCAUUCAAGUACUUUGUAUUUUGCGCCACAUGCACCAGCAUUACGAAAGGACAGUCUUUAAAUACGCAAAUUUCCUAGGAUGUCAACAUUUAAAUUACUUCUCCUCUUUAAUGAAGAGGUCACAAACAAGGCUCAGGUUCUAGUGUUAGUGUUGUGACAAUCAAAAAUAAUACUUUUAAUCCAGUUUAUGGAUAGAUGAUUUAGUUUUUAUGGAAUACAUUUUGUAGUUGGUUCCAAGCACUUUUGGAUUUAGUGACAAUGAGACAAAUUAUGUCUAGAAACACCAUUUAAUUUUGUUUUAUGUGUCGUGUACACCUGGCUUUUGUGGGAGAAAAAAAAUUUAGCUGUAAAAAGACACUUUUUUCUUUUAACUUUGAACACAGGAGAUGACUUAACAUAUAACCUACUGUACUGCUGGGCUUAUCAAGGGAGAUGGCUGAUUAUGAGAGCACACUUAGAACUUAAAGUAUAAUCUGUCUUGAUCGUGGUUUUGCAUUUUUAAUGUUUUGACUAUAAAUGGCCUACAUUUUUCAUUACUGCCUCCAGUAAAACUAUCAGAAAUAUAUUAAAUCAACUUGCAGAGACUUGAAACUUAGAAGAAAAAGAAAAAAAUGUUUUGGUCAAAGUUACAUAAUUGUUGCAAGAUAAGUUUGCAACCAGGGUUGCAUUAAAAAACACUCAUCAGAAACAGUUGUGUUCAAGGACUCUCAUAAAUAACACUGAGCAGCUGCAGAACCAUAUUCACAAACAUGUUUUUCAAAACAUCCAUCUUUCUCUCAUAGUUUGUGAUUCGAUUUUCCAAAAGCAUAGCUUAAAAGGCAAUGCUUUUGUCAGAGCAUCCUUGAACACACCAUUAAGAACAUUUGAUAGUAAUGCAAAGUAUGCUGUCGGUGGUUAAUGAAUCAAAACAUGUAAAACUAUUUGUAUGGCCAAAGCUUUAAGUAUAUAUUUACUACAUUUAUUCAAUUAAAAACAUUCGAUUGCACACAAGGACAUUUAGUAGGGAAACAAACCUGUGUUCUGCUGAAGCGCCCCUGAGCAAAGUACUAAAUAUUAGUUCAGUUAGUGCCACCUUGUUCCAUGUCUCUGACUUCUUGUGGAUGGAACAAAAGGAAAUGUGAAAUUCAGGGUGUGCAACAAAAAAUAUAUCGAUGGCAAAAUUAUUAAUUAUUAAGUAAGUCACAAUUAGCUUUUACAGCAUCAAAUUGAAACAACUCCAUUCAGAUCGCACUAGGACUGCCCUUUAAAUUCAGGCUUGACAUGAACUUGGACCUAAGAAACAUGGUCUGCACCAGUUAAAUGAUGAAAUAAUUAUCAGCUGAAGGUUUGUUUGACAAGGUAGAAGUUUUAGGUUGGAUGGAAGGAAAAUAAAUAAGUCUAUUGUUCCGAGGUUCAAUGUUGAUUCUUCUUUAAUGCGCACAAUAGUUUCAUAGUUUUAAGUCAUGAAACUCCUGUUGAACGUACAAAUAAUAUUAAUUUAUGUCAUUUUUUAUGUCGAAGCUAAUGUUGUAUAGUGUGGAUUAGUGUUCAUGGCAAGAUCAGCAUUUCAACCAGACUAUCUCACUGCAGAUACAACACAUUUAUUUUGAAAUGACUAUACACUUUCCAUGUUGUCUUUUCAGUCCAAAAACAUCAGACAUUGUGUUCACAAUCAGUAUUUUUUUGCACAAAUGAAUGAAAAGCACCAAAUUGAUUCAAUGUCAGAGUCUCAGUUCUGUGAAGCUACUGUAGUAGUUUCUAAAUUGCACUACUGGGAGUAGUUCAGUUGAAGUUCAGCCUCGCCAGACAAGUUUUUGAGUUGACAUGCACAACUGUACAUGGUGUCACUGUGUUGAAUUUUGUCUUUUUCUCUUUGUGUGUGUUCAUUUCAAUAAAUGUUUGAUGACUUGUAUUUAUUGUAAGAGGCAAAAGUGUAUAAUUUAAGAACUACAGUUUUGAAGGCUUUUCUGUUUCACUAAGUAAAUAAAUAUGGCUUUUUUUUUCUUGCUAUCUUUUUGAUAAUUCUUAAAAAGGCUGUCAUACUUGUCUCAUGGAGGAAGUAGCUGCAAGGUAGCGAACACAGUGUACAUAUGCAGUGUCUUCCAAUGUUUCUACGUGUUUUUGCAAAUGGGACUUAUCU
Molecule: messenger RNA, 6239 nt
Organism: Larimichthys crocea (large yellow croaker)
Lineage: Eukaryota; Metazoa; Chordata; Actinopteri; Sciaenidae
Gene: ahrra
Product: aryl-hydrocarbon receptor repressor a
Exons: 9
Coding region: 1956-4037 (693 amino acids)
Biological process (GO): regulation of transcription by RNA polymerase II; response to xenobiotic stimulus; xenobiotic metabolic process
Cellular component (GO): nucleus; aryl hydrocarbon receptor complex
Molecular function (GO): protein dimerization activity; nuclear receptor activity; transcription cis-regulatory region binding
Source: RefSeq, a predicted model, not a curated record